GUGAUGCCAUGGCCGCUGCGAGCUCCAGCAGGGCCAGGGCCGGGCCGCCCUGCGAGAAGUCCCAGCUCUCUGUGAAAGUUGUGUCCGUGAAGCCCAAGGCGCACAGCCGCCCGUCACGGAUGAACUGCUACGUGGAGGUGGCGGGCGACGGGCUGCCCAGCGAGACCAAGAAGACGGGGAAGCAGAUCGGGAGCUCUGAGCUGCUGUGGAACGAGAUCCUCAUCCUGAAUGUCACGGCUCAGAGCCACUUGGACCUGAAGGUGUGGAGCUGCCAUACCCUGAGGAACGAGCUGCUGGGCACUGCUUCCGUCAGCCUCGGCAACCUGCUGAAGAGCGGCGGGAAACUGGAGAACAGGCAGCUGACCCUGGACCUGCAGACGGAGAACAAAGGCAGCGUUGUCUCUGGCGGAGAGCUGACGAUUUUCCUGGACGGGCCUGCUGUUGAUCUGGGAAGCCUGCCUAAUGGCAGUGCCGUGACAGAGGGUGAGUGCUGCCCAUCUCCGCAUGCAUGCGGCGGCUCUGAGCACGAGGCGGUGAGCAGCAGUGGGGAGAGGAGUGGGGCUGAGAGCACGGCCCCCGGGACCUCUGAGCAAGCGUCCGAGUGCCAGCAGCCGCCUCCUCUCCCAGGGUCCCAGCUGCCUGGACGGGACCCCGGCAGCAUGGCUACAGCCACGGAGGGCAGACACCAGCCUCCCAGUACAAACUGCUUUGGAAGCAGACCGAGGACACACCGACAUGCGGCUGGAGUGGCCAGGCAAAACACAGGGAGCGGAGAGCAAAGUCCCAGUGCCAGGAGCCGGCACCGGCAGCAGGCCAAGAGCACGCAGCACGCCGGCAUGGCCAACGGCACAGCCAACGGCACAGUGAACGGAGAUGCAGCGGGUGCUGCAGACAUCGAAGAGGAAAGGCCGGCAGCGGGAGCAAGCGUACCGACCCCGGUGGCGUCGAGCGUGGCUGACAGCUCCGUCGCUCCUGCCCUUCCUGCCUUGACCAGCUCUGGAGAGGCAGAGGAGGCAGCCUCCGGCUCCAGUGCCCUGCCAGCCCGGGCAGCGGUGCUAGCCCUGGAUGCUCUGCCCCCGGGUAAGUGGGAACAGCGAGAGCUGCCUAAUGGUAGAGUCUACUAUGUAGACCAUAACAGCAAGACCACCACGUGGGAGAGACCGCUUCCUCCGGGGUGGGAGAAACGCGUGGAUCCUCGAGGCAGGUAUUACUACGUGGACCACAACACCCGGACCACCACGUGGCAGCGCCCCACGGCCGAGUACGUCAGGAACUAUGAGCAGUGGCAGUCCCAGCGAAACCAACUCCAAGGAGCCAUGCAGCAGUUCAGCCAAAGAUUCCUGUACCAGUCGUCCGGCGCCCCGUCUGACAAUGAUCCUCUCGGUCCCCUUCCUCCCGGCUGGGAGAAGAGACAGGACAAUGGGCGAGUGUAUUACGUGAAUCACAACACACGGACCACCCAGUGGGAAGACCCUCGCACGCAGGGGAUGAUCCAGGAGCCGCCGCUGCCGCCCGGCUGGGAGAUGAAGUACACGAACGAGGGCGUGCGCUACUUUGUGGACCACAAUACUCGCACCACCACCUUCAAGGACCCGCGCCCUGGAUUCGAGUCUGGGAGCAAGCAGGGUGGCUCCCCGGGGGCGUACGACCGGAGCUUUCGCUGGAAGUACCACCAGUUCCGCUUCCUCUGCCACUCGAACGCGUUGCCCAGCCACGUGAAGAUCAGCGUUUCCCGACAGACGCUCUUUGAGGACUCCUUCCAGCAGAUCAUGAACAUGAAGCCGUAUGACCUGCGCCGCCGCCUGUACAUCAUCAUGCGAGGAGAGGAGGGCCUGGACUACGGCGGCAUCGCUAGGGAGUGGUUCUUCCUCCUGUCCCACGAGGUGCUCAACCCCAUGUACUGCCUCUUCGAGUACGCUGGCAAGAACAACUACUGCCUGCAGAUCAACCCUGCCUCCUCCAUCAACCCUGACCACCUCACCUACUUCCGCUUCAUCGGCCGCUUCAUCGCCAUGGCUCUGUAUCAUGGGAAGUUCAUUGAUACUGGCUUCACGCUGCCCUUCUACAAGCGGAUGCUGAACAAGCGGCCCACGCUGAAGGACCUGGAAUCCAUCGACCCUGAAUUUUACAACUCCAUCGUCUGGACCAAGGAGAACAGCCUGGAGGAGUGCGGCCUGGAGCUGUACUUCAUCCAGGACAUGGAGAUCCUGGGCAAGGUGACCACCCACGAGCUGAAGGAGGGUGGUGAGAGCAUCCGGGUGACAGAGGAGAACAAGGAGGAGUACAUCAUGCUGCUGACGGACUGGAGGUUCACGCGGGGCGUGGAGGAGCAGACCAAGGCUUUCCUGGAUGGCUUCAACGAGGUGGUGCCGCUGGAGUGGCUGCGGUACUUCGAUGAGAAGGAGCUGGAGCUGAUGCUGUGCGGCAUGCAGGAGAUCGACAUGAACGACUGGCAGAAGAAUACCAUCUACCGGCACUACACCAAGAACAGCAAACAGAUCCAGUGGUUCUGGCAGGUGGUUAAAGAGAUGGACAACGAGAAGAGGAUCCGGCUGUUGCAGUUUGUGACGGGGACCUGCCGCCUGCCCGUCGGGGGGUUCGCGGAGCUCAUCGGCAGCAACGGGCCCCAGAAAUUCUGCAUCGAUAAAGUUGGCAAAGAGACGUGGCUGCCUCGGAGCCAUACAUGCUUUAACCGUCUGGAUCUCCCUCCCUACAAGAGCUACGAACAGCUGAAGGAGAAGCUGCUUUAUGCGAUUGAGGAGACGGAAGGAUUUGGACAGGAGUGACGGAGCUUUGGCGCUUUCCCGGGAUGGGGAGGGCCCUUGGAGCGCUGCCGGCCACGAGGUCCUGCCUGCCGGCGCCCGCGGAGCCCAGCGCCGAGCCCUCUCCGCAGGAUGAUGCGCAGGCAGCUGCGGACGCUCUUGCUCUUGUUCCUGUGCGAGAUCUGCACUAAUGCAGCCCUGGGGGAAACGAGUCCACGUUUCCCUCCCCAAACAAAUUUGAGGUGUGCUGGGGAGGUGGACGCAAAAGCCUGGCUCUGCUCAGCUCAUGAGGGGCGCGGGCUGGCGCAGAGGGGACGGGGUGAAGCCCUGGGCCUUGGCAAGCAGCGUGUGGUGCACCGAGGCUCCCCGGUCCCCCCUCGCCGACACAGUUAAAUGAGAUCUGGUUUUGGCACAGGCUAUUUUUCCCCUUAGUGUUUUCUGCCUUUUCAUAGCGUUUUAAUAAAUGCGGGGGAGGAGGGGAAAUGAAAUGGCUCUCGAACCAACUCUCAGGUCACAUUUGGGCCCUAUCCUGCACCCAGCAAAGGUAACAGGGAACCCCCAGCUGAUGCUGCUGGGGCCGAUGCACAGUGCGAGGGCCGGGAUGGCCCCUUCCUGCGCCAGACCUGUGGCUGCCCGGAGCCAGGGCCUGGCUGACCAUGUCCGUUGCGUGCUUUGAUUUGCAAGCGUGUGGCCCCUGUGCAGUUGUAUGUAGUAGUUCAGUGGUUUGUUGCUCGGAGGUGGUGCUUAGCAGCAGCCUCGGGGGCUCCGGCCACGGUCGGGGCACAUCUGGCCUUUGCUUGGUUCGUGGGUUCAGUCCAAACUCCCCGUGUUUCCUCUGUUGCCGGCCGGGCUGGUGGCAGGAGCUCCCGGAGCUGUGGGUAAGGGCAGGAUCAGGCCCCUGCCCCUCGCCUGGGUGCCACCUCCGCUGCUGUCCGCGUCCCCCCCACCCCCUCCCAUUGUGCACGGGGGAGACGCACCUGCGCGAGCGUUGGUGUACAUAGCUGUACAUAAAGGAAGUCUAUGGAUACAAGACACUGCAAUAGCUUUUGACCGGUAACCGGAUAGUUUUGUACUGCACCAUCCUGCCUCAGCGACGCCGACUUCUUGUGCAAUAAAGGAUCAGCAGCUGCCGAGGUGCGUGU
Messenger RNA from Gymnogyps californianus (California condor), 3904 nucleotides. It is a transcript of the gene WWP2, whose product is annotated as WW domain containing E3 ubiquitin protein ligase 2. Gene Ontology annotation, biological process: negative regulation of transcription by RNA polymerase II; ubiquitin-dependent protein catabolic process; regulation of monoatomic ion transmembrane transport. The transcript has 23 exons. The record is from RefSeq and is a predicted model, not a curated record. Gene Ontology annotation, molecular function: protein binding; ubiquitin protein ligase activity. The coding region runs from base 9 to 2786 and encodes 925 amino acids. Lineage: Eukaryota; Metazoa; Chordata; Aves; Accipitriformes; Cathartidae.